AUGUCUAAGAAACGCCUUCCUCUGUCCGACGCUACUAGAAUUCGAGCAGCGAAACGAAACCGGCUAAGUGGAGCUGUUUCCCGAAAUUCUCCAAAGCUGAAGAAAGUCCCUGCCAAAAGAGAGGAUAAGCCUACUCAAAUGAAAAUUGAACCUUCUAUGCCUCCAGAAAAACCAACGCAGAGAAGAAGACGACCCAAGAAAGGUGCCGGUACUGGCGUGGCAGAGUCCAAGAAAGUUCAGAGUGGUGAAGAACGAAGCGUGGUGCCACCUAAUGAGAAUGAUAGUAGAAGAAGUAGACUAAUGGAAGUCAUAAAUGAGGUGCUGGAAAUCCUCGAAUAUCCAAAACAAGAAAAACUUUGCCAAGCACUUGGAGAUGUUCUUAUUGACGGAGUCCCAUUGGCAGUUUCGGCCGCUCGACAGGGUUUUCCUGAGUUCUACCUACGAACAUUCAUUCAAGCCGUUAUGAUACACAUGCGCCAAAUCAGCCCUGAGCUGCUCUCCCGCGGUGAAGAAGCUUUCUAA
This is a messenger RNA of Haemonchus placei, 522 nucleotides long. NCBI's taxonomy places the organism in Eukaryota, Metazoa, Nematoda, Chromadorea, Rhabditida, Trichostrongylidae. The record is from the annotation of a GenBank genome assembly.